Cuscuta europaea is the source of this 2885-nucleotide messenger RNA. The record is from the annotation of a GenBank genome assembly. NCBI's taxonomy places the organism in Eukaryota, Viridiplantae, Streptophyta, Magnoliopsida, Solanales, Convolvulaceae.
CGGGACAUGUUUUUCUAAAUAACCGUCUCGUACCGCAAAAAUGCGUAGUGUACACGCCGGUUUACACGUCCGUGUACACCAAAUAAAAAGCCCCACCCCCCUUUCUAACCCACCCUAGUUUUGAAUUAAUCCUCCCCACUCCCCUUCUUCUACCCUUUGCACACACAUUAAUCCUCCCCACUCCCCUUCUUCUCCCCUUUGCACACACAAUAUGCAUGUUACGUUUUUUAUUUGUUUGUACCCUUCCUCUCUCUAACCUGCAACACUUCUUCAUUUUCAUUCAAGUGGUGAUCGAGGUUGUGGUAGGUGACGAGCACCAUGGAAGCCAGUAAUACGUAUGUCUGCGACGACGAAAUUCGUUGGACAUGGGAGAAAAUUUUCGGGCACAGUCCUGGUGAAACCUCCACGCCAGCUGUGACGGAAGGCGGUGAACAUACGACAGAGGGAGACAUGCAAGGCCAUGAACACAUGAACACGUCUGCGACGGAAGGAGUUGAACACACUCCCACUGCCACGCUAGGCGAUGAACGCACGACGAAUGGGAAAGCAGUUGACGCUGAGCUAGGUUGGUGUUUAUGUAGCGUCGUUUCUUCAUGGUUGUUAUGUUAUCUUAGUUUAUAAUACGUGCAGACAACAUUUAUAAUGCGUACAGACAACGUUUAUAAUACGUACAGACAACGUUUAUAAUACAUACAGACAACGUUUAUAAUACGUACAGACAACGUUUAUAAUACGUACAGACAACGUUUAUAAUACGUACAGACAACUUGUAGGUAUCCAACGUUUUAUAAUACGUACAGACAAUUGCAAAUAUGUUGCCAUAAUUUAGAAGUUCAUAGAGUGGGUUUUGAAUUUGUUUUUAAUAUUGUCUUUUUUGAAAGUGGUAUGAUCAUUGUAUGAAGUUUAUAAACUACUUUGGCCAUAAUGUUUCCCUUUCCAUAAUACUGUCUGUAUGUGCAUAAUAUUGUCUGUAUAUACAUAUUCUUAAAUAACAGAUGCAGAUGAACAUAAUAACGGAGAGGAAGAUGUUAAUGUGGUUGUUUCGGAAGUAGGCAUGAUAUUUGAUACCACAGACGCGGUGUUUGAGUUUUACAAAACAUAUGGAAGAAGUUUAGGAUUUCCGGUAAGAAAAAGAACAUCAACAAAGGAUAAAAAGAAGGGCGAGGUAGUGUCAAUUGUGAUAGAGUGUUCACGGGCGGGAAGAAGAGGUAGCAAGGCAUUAAACUGUUUGAAACCUCAACCUUCAAUGCAAACAUCUUGUUCGGCUAGAAUUAGAGCACACACUACUUAUGUUGGGUCAUGGGAAAUUUCAAAAGUGUAUUUAAAUCAUAAUCACCCCACGAGUCCCACAAAAUCCAGACUAUUUCGUUGCAAUAGGAAGUUGACACCACACGCCAUGAGAAAUCUUGAGAUUAAUGAAGUUGCAGGAAUACCCGUUCACAAGAGUUUUAACUCCGUUGUUGUUCAAGGGGGGGGGGGGGUAUGAUGCCCUACCUUUUAUUGAAAAGGAUUGUAGGAAUCACAUUGACAAAAUUCGGGAGCUUAGGCUAGGAAGUGGUGAUGCAAUGGCUAUACAAGCAUUUUUUUCUAACAUGCAAACACAAUGUCCCGGUUUCUUCUUUAGUGUUGAUUUAGAUGAUGAGUCACGCUUGAGAAAUGUAUUUUGGACGAAUAAUAUAAGUAGGUAUGCAUACAAAGUUUUGGAAAUGUCAUUACCUUUGACACAACCUACCUAACUAAUUGCUAUGAUAUGCCCUUUGCACCAUUUGUGGGAGUGAAUCAUCAUGGCCAAUCUAUAUUAUUUGGAUGUGGCCUAAUCUCAAAUAAAGAUACACAAACUUUUGUUUGGCUCUUUAAGGCUUGGCUUGAUUGUAUGGAGGGUUGUGCUCCAAGCGGUAUUAUAACUGAUCAAGACCGUGCCAUGCAAAAUGCAAUUCAACUUGUAUUCCCGAAUACUAGGCACCGUUGGUGUUUGUGGCAUAUCAUGAAGAAGUUACCCGAAAAAAUGGGUGGCCAUGUGGAUAAAGAUCACAUCAUGUUCAAGAUUCAUGAACUAGUUUAUGAUUCACAGCACACCACAGAGUUUGAGGCUGGUUGGGAAGUUAUGCUCCAAAGGUUUUCACAAGAGCAUGAUGAAUGGCUGCUGGUUAUGUACAACGAACGUCGUCGUUGGGUGCCCUGUUACUUGAAACCAUAUUUUUGGGCAGACAUGUCAACCAAUCAACGAAGUGAAAGCAUGAACGCCUUCUUUGACGGCAUUAAUGGCAGCACAUUUGAAGUGAGAGAGAAUCAUGUCAUCAAUGGGUUUGAUAAGAGUUCAAACUUGAUUGUUGAGUAUGAUAAUUCAACAUCCAAAGGAUUGUGUAGUUGCCACUUAUUUGAGUUUCGAGGCAUUCCAUGUAGACAUUUUCUUAUGGUGCUAAUUCGGCAUGAUGUUAAAGUGUUGCCUGAUUGUUACAUAAUGUCAAGAUGGCGAAGAGACAUCAAAAGAGCUUACACACGAGUGAAAAUUAACUACGAUGGUUGGAUCACAAUCGUGGAACAACAAAGGUUUGAUAAGUUGUGUAAGACUUUUGAGACCCUUGCGAAUUCCAUUGCUGAUGAUGAAGAAAAGUGCAACAGUGUAAUGAUGUGGCUUCAACGGCAAUUGGAACAACAUGACCACCAUCCUUCUCAUUCUUCUAUAUGUGGUGUCAUGACACCAUUACCACAAUCCGGAAGAAAUGUUGCUAAGGACCAACCACAAAUAAUUCAUAAUCCUAAGUCUUCAAAACGGAAGGGUGCUCCCAGGAAAAAUCGUUUGAAGGGGCCACUAGAAAAGGGGAAAACUAACGCAAAGGUAUGCUGCCUUGCACUUUCUGUGAAACAACAGACAAUGUUUAAAC